This is a messenger RNA of Amphibalanus amphitrite, 2929 nucleotides long. Its product is annotated as aminoacylase-1A-like. Gene Ontology annotation, cellular component: cytoplasm. Bases 883 to 1755 code for a protein of 290 amino acids. The record is from RefSeq and is a predicted model, not a curated record. The transcript is spliced from 5 exons. Gene Ontology annotation, molecular function: aminoacylase activity. Gene Ontology annotation, biological process: amino acid metabolic process. NCBI's taxonomy places the organism in Eukaryota, Metazoa, Arthropoda, Thecostraca, Balanomorpha, Balanidae.
GGGUGGAUGAAAAUUGUCAAUAGUAUAAAGGUUCGGGUUAAUUGAGUCGUCCAAUUUAGUUUCAGUGAGUGCGAGAAUUGUGAUUUUAUUAACGUCGACAAAAUUUGGGGCUACCCAGCAAAAAAGACCGCAGGCUAAUCGGUCCAGCGGUUGCUGAGAUAUAAGCCUCUCAAAAGCGUUACAGGCCGGGCCGGGCCGGGCCGCUCAUACUGAGAUUUUUCCGUUAUAUUGAAAAGACUUCGCUUCGCUCGCUGCGCUCGCUCGCUCGUAAUCAAUGUCGCAUUGGAAACAAUGAGAUGAUUUGACAUGGUACUGCGUAUUACGAAUCUGUCACGUCAUUGUCUCUGAGUAUACGAGUACAGUACAGUGCCGGCUGUGUGUAACCUAUCGGAUUCGGAUAGUUCUGCACUUGGCUUGUAAACUAAUGUAAACACGUAUCUCCUUACUACCACUUACUCGUGUAUCAGCAGCUAUUGAAGUGACCAUACUCCGGCGAAUCAAUGCCGCUGGUGUACACGCUACAACCUUUAGUUCGUAUCCGUUUCUUCUAAGUCAAAUAGUUACUUCGAUAUCGUCUUCUGCGUUGCGCGGACUCACCUUCUAUUCCACUCUCUCUCCGUGUGAUUCGGCAGGAUUGUCCUCCCUUUGGCCCCAAUGACCCCGGCUGCAGCUUGGUCGAUAAAUAUGCAUAGAUAAAUACACCACGGGGACGACCGUCUCAUUCAUCAUGUAUUACGCUCCCCCCCCCCCCCCCAGCAUUAUGCUCUUCCCGUACUAGAACUAACCGUUUCUCCUCCCCUCCCCCAGGAAUACUGGGACCACGAGCCGUUCAGCGCCUUCAAGGAUGACAAGGGCGACAUCUACGCCCGCGGCACCCAGGACAUGAAGAGUGUGACCAUGCAGUACCUGGAGGCGAUCCGGGUACUGAAGGCUCGCGGGUUCCAGCCGCGGCGUACCGUCCACCUCACCAUGGUGCCCGAUGAGGAGAUUGGCGGUGUCACCGGUAUGAAGGAGUUUGUGGCCACGGACGAGUGGACCCGCCUGAACGUGGCCUGCGCCCUGGACGAGGGAAUGGCCAACCCCGGAGAACAGAUGACCGUCUUCUACGGCGAGCGGCACACGUGGAAGGUGGAGGUGACCUGUCUGGGCCACACGGGUCACGGCUCCCAGUUCCUGCCAAACACGGCUGGUGAGAAGCUGCGCCGCGUGCUCGACCUGUUUCUGACGUACCGCGGCGAGCAGGAGCGUCUGCUGGCCGCCCACCCCGACUGGAAGCUGGGGGACGUCACCACUGUCAACCUGACCAUCAUCAGUGGUGGAGUUCAGCAGAACGUUGUGCCGGACAAGUUCCACGCCUGUUUCGACUGCCGCGUGGCCCAGAAGACGCCUCCGGACGAGUUUGAGGCUCUGGUGCAGGGAUGGUGUAAACAGGCCGGAGAGGGAGUCACCUACCAGCUAACACAGAAGGAGGACAACCCCGACCUGAGCCCCAUCAGCCCCGGUCACCCGUGGUGGGCGGCCUUCACGGCGGCACUGACCAAACUGAACGUACCGGUGUGUCCGGAGAUAUUCCCGGCCGGCACCGACAGCCGCUUCAUACGACGGCUGGGUAUCCCGUGUUACGGCUUUUCACCGAUGAACCACACGCCGAUACUGCUACACGAUCACAACGAGCGGCUCAACGAAGAGGUGUUUCUGCGCGGCAUCCAGCUCUACGUGGAGCUGAUACAGAGCAUGACGGCAGUCACCGCCUAGCAGAUGCCCCAGACGAGGGUGGCGCGGUCGCUGGACGGGUGAGAGGAGGGUGGGAAUCGGGCGAAAGGGCCGGGAAUCUUGCGGGAGUGCAGGGAAUCUUGCGUGAGAGCCAUUAAUAUUAUGAUGAGGGUGUUAUUGCCAGAGACUUGGGGGAAAAUUGCGUUCAUGGCAAUGAGUGUUUCCUGUUGGUAUGUUGAAAGUCCAGGUAUUGAAUGAAUCUUAGCAGGGUGUAGAUGAUCUUGUAGUUCGGAAACCUGUUACUGUCAUGAUCGUCAUUUUAUCAAGGGCCAGUGAAUCUAGGUGAAUCUAGUUACUGAAAAUGUGAUGCUCAAUGCUCAUAAGGACAUUGGUUCAGGCAGUUAUUGGUAUUAGUACUUUUGGUGGCAUGUCAUCUUUUUCACCUUGUCAGUGAUUGGGAUAGGAUAAGUCAUGUAGGUUCAUUUAUAAUAAUGCAACUUUUGUCGCCAUUAGAUCACGCAUUCAGGGAAAUAUAUAAAUAUAGCAAUAACGAACUUCUUGACUGGUCGUGGCCGCAAUACCUUACAACCGGUUAUGGCUAUCAUUUCCUCUUGGUAACAGCCGCGCUCAGCACAGGCACUAGGCUGCCGACGGUGUACCAAUGUCGUGUCCCAAGCUACCAUAAAAACCGCGUGUUGAGCUCGGGGUGACCAUUUUCGGAGGUAUUUGUUACGAGUACACCGAAAAUAACUGAGGUUAGAGCAUGCCAACAAGCGAUUUUUUUAGUCUAGGUUCUAGGGCUGGGCCUCGUUGAAAUGUGUCAAACACUACGGUACAAAAUAGCUUCCACGGCAAUGUUCUAUUCGUAUUGUUGUGCGUGUUAAAGCCCAGGCUGUGUGAUUCGCUGGAUAACUGCAGUGUGACCUAUAUUCAUGGCGAAAUUGUGAUCUGUGACACGUAUUGCCUUUUUAAAGUCUUCGAUGACUUGUUGUCCUGUUUAAGAAUCAGGGAAGUCCAUUUGAUAACCCAGUGGUAUUGUGCAAUCCCGAGAAACUGAUCCCCGGGUCACGUAACCUUAAUUGCUGGUUUUCGGCUGGCAACGCCGAUUUCAAUGCCGGCGUCUUGACAAUAGUGGCUGGAUUGACAUACAAUAACUUGUCGGCUGUGCUUGUGAAGCACAACUCGAUUCAAAUAUACCGAUUUUAUGCCAGCAAAA